UGUAGGAGUAGUAUCAUAGGCGACGCUCAGGAGUACCGCUAUACUUGUAGUGGAUUACUGCCAGGUGGUCGCGACUGAAAGCUCAACUUAACUCGUAAAUUUACCGUCGACGCUGCUUAAUGCUACAGAAAGCGUUUACUGGUCACUCUUACGAUUAGGUUGGCCGCAGCUCGGGGGCCCGUCACAAUCGUCAUGGACACUGAUUCUCAGACGCGCGGUGCAUUCCCCCACCGAGUGCGAUUAUUUAAUUAUGAACGCGAUCUUAAGGACUUGCAGGAAAUAUGCGCGAACGUGUAUGGCGGUUCCGACUACCUUCCCCGCAUCGUCCACCGCAUCGUGGCCGACCCAGGCCAGCUGGUGCUCGCAGCGGAGUCGUCUGGGGACGCGGAUUCAACGGCGGAAGCGCCGGUGUCUGAGGAGGCAGGGGAGCAUGCAACAGGGGAGCCGGGGUCACAUGUGGAGGGGCGACAGGAGCAGGAUGGUCCGGGGCAGCAGCCAGGGCAGGAAGGGCAGCAGCAAGGACGGCUAGCCCCUCGGCAAGCGGCUGGAAGAGGAGCAGCACAGCGUAUCGAUGGCGUCAUCUGCGCGGAACGGCGCGGCGCCACCCUCUUCCUGUACGGCCUGCGGGUCCGGGAGGGCUGUCGGAGCCGGGGGCUGGGACACCUGCUGAUGGAGGCUGCAUGCACGCGGGGUCCGCAGCAGCUGGCAAACACCGCCGACGCCACGCCUCCGCCGCCCCUCGUCCCGCUCCAAACCCCCGGACCUGCCGUACCCUCCGAACAUGGUGGCUCCGAAACCGCAACCGCCGACAUUGUUGCUAUUCCCACUGCUGCUGCAAACGGAAAAGACGGUGCCCAUGGAUCGUCCAAGACGGUUACUGCUGCUUGCGUUUGCGGGCCCUCCGCAGUAAGGCACCUCAUCUCUUGUACGACAUCGUACAAUCCCGCACCACAGCGCAUCCUGGGGCGACAGUUGGAGGGGCCGUUGUGGCAGUUGGAGAUAUGGCCCGCGGGUCAGUCUGCCGCUGCGCAUGACGCGGCUAUGGCGGAAUGGAGCGCUACGGCAGCAGCUGCUGCUGCUGCCUCCGCUUCCGCUACUGAUGUUGCAUCGGUGGGAGCAGCGGUACAGGUAGCAGCUACGGCAGCGGAAGCAGCGGCGGCGGGGGAGGAGGAGGAGGCGAAAGCCCCGAGGCUCGAUCCACCCCACCUGUUAGACUGGCUGCCUGGCGCCAGAGCGGUCCUGGACUCCGAUGCGGCCGCAAGUGCGCUGUUGCCGUACUGGAGGCGUACGACAUGCGCCUCGGAGCUCCGUACUGCCGUAUCUAGCCUCUUGUACGGCAAUCCGUACGGGUAUGCGCGUACCGGUAUGCGGACACAUUGCUGUCGUACAACAUGCGUCGUACAUGCCAACGGUAACGGUUGGGGCCCCGGUUGCCAGGGUGGUGGUGAUAAGACAGGCAACAAUGGGAGGAGCGAGAGCAGGGAAAGCAGCGAAAGCAACGGCAGCAGCCGCGGACGCUGUAGCAGUUGUUCUUGCUGCUGCUGUCGCAACCACAUCAACGGCUGUGGAGGGGGAGGAGUUGAUGAUGACCCAGGCAGCGCCGGUGGGGGAUAUCGGUGCUGUCGCGGCGGCGGCAACGGAGGCGGAGGUGGAAUGGGCGAGGGCUCAGCGGAGGAGCCGCUCUUGUGGCUGCCAAUGCCCUAUGAGGUGUGGCCCCUGGACAGUGCCUUCGUGCUCCGGGAGCUAGAGGCGGGGAACAUCUGGCUGCUCCGGGAGGGCGGGGAGCGGGGGGCAGCAGCAGCAGCAGGAGGAGGAGAUGGAGGAGGAAGCAGCAGCGGCAGCAACGGUGCCGUGGAGCCGCCAGAAGGGCGAGACAGCGGCGGCGGUGGCGGUGGCGGAGAUGAAAGCGAGGGCAGCAGCAGUGGCGGCGAGGGCGAGGGCGAGGGCGGGGCAGUGGUGGGCAUCAUGCUGCUCACACAUUUUGGGACGUUCGGCAGGGUGUGCGCGGGCAUCCUGGCGCGUCACAACGCCGCCGCCCAUGCCGCCAUAGCACAUGCGGGCUCCCUCCACCCACACUUCUUGGCUAGCAUCCUUCGAGUCCCCUUUGCAGUAACGGCAGCGACAAACGCAAGAGCAGUCGCUGCUGCUGCUACGGUAGCAGGCGUGCCGUACCCGCUACCAGCGCUGUACGAGGCAACGGAAGGCUUCAAGGAUUUCUGGGUGUACGGCAGGAGUGUUUAGGCGCCCAUGGGGGUUCCUGUUUAGGCGAAAGGGGGGGGGGUACGAAAGAAGUGUGUUGGCGGGUUGCUGGGUACUGGCUGGGUAUUUGUAGGUAUUUGUUUGGGUGGUUAUAACUCAUUCCAAAAGGCGUUGAACUAACUGGUUGAUCAAUGGACGGGCCCUCGCUGGCUUGCAGUAACCCUGACCUCCCUCGUGCUCAUGACUGGUACAGUACCGGUGCCUCCACUAACCUCCUGCAACCGGUUUGACCCCAACCUUAAUCCUACUUCGUUACAUCAAUGGC
Messenger RNA from Astrephomene gubernaculifera, 2524 nucleotides. NCBI's taxonomy places the organism in Eukaryota, Viridiplantae, Chlorophyta, Chlorophyceae, Chlamydomonadales, Astrephomenaceae. The record is from the annotation of a GenBank genome assembly.